Messenger RNA from Chrysochloris asiatica (Cape golden mole), 1914 nucleotides. RefSeq names its product sodium channel, non-voltage-gated 1, beta subunit (gene SCNN1B). The coding region runs from base 1 to 1914 and encodes 637 amino acids. Gene Ontology annotation, cellular component: membrane. Gene Ontology annotation, molecular function: ligand-gated sodium channel activity. Gene Ontology annotation, biological process: sodium ion transmembrane transport. The transcript has 12 exons. The record is from RefSeq and is a predicted model, not a curated record. Lineage: Eukaryota; Metazoa; Chordata; Mammalia; Afrosoricida; Chrysochloridae.
AUGCAUGUCAAAAAGUACCUGCUGAAGUGCCUGCACCGGCUACAGAAAGGUCCCGGCUACACGUACAAGGAGCUGCUACUGUGGUACUGUAACAACACCAAUACCCAUGGCCCCAAACGCAUCAUCUGCGAGGGGCCCAAGAAGAAGGCCAUGUGGUUUGUACUCACUCUGCUCUUCACCUCCCUUGUCUGCUGGCAGUGGGGCAUCUUCAUCAACACCUACCUGAGCUGGAAGGUCAGCGUCUCCCUCUCCAUUGGCUUCAAGAACAUGGACUUUCCCGCUGUCACCAUCUGCAACGCCAGCCCCUUCCAAUAUACCAAAGUGAAAUGUUUGCUGAAGGACCUGGACAAUCUGAUGGAAGCAGUCCUAGAGAGGAUACUGGCCCCUGAACCAGGCCACGCCAAUGCCAAUGCCACCAUGGCCCUGAACUUCACGGUCUGGAACUACACACCCCUGGUCCUCAUUGACGAACGGGACCCUCACCACCCAGUGGUCCUUGACCUUUUGGGAGAUAACUACAAUGGCUCAGCAAGAGGAAGGGUCUGCAAUGCCCAGGGGUGCAAAGUGGCUAUGAGACUAUGCAGCCUCAAUGGAACAGUGUGCACCUUCCAGAACUUCACAAGCGCCACCCAGGCCGUGACAGAAUGGUACGUCCUGCAGGCCACCAACAUCUUCUCCCAGGUGCCCAGAAAGGAGCUGAAGAAGUUGGGUUACCCCGCUGAGCGGCUGAUCCUGGCCUGCCUGUUCGGGGCCGAGCCCUGCAACCACAGGAACUUCACGUCUAUCUUCUACCCCGACUACGGCAACUGCUACAUCUUCAACUGGGGCAUGGCAGACAAGAUCCUGCCUUCCGCCAACCCUGGAGCUGAGUUUGGCCUGAAGCUGAUCCUAGACAUAGGCCAGGAGGAUUAUGUGCCCUAUCUCACGUCCACGGCCGGGGCCCGGUUGAUGCUGCAUGAGCAAAAGUCCUACCCCUUCAUCAAAGAUGAGGGCAUCUACGCCAUGGCGGGGACAGAGACUUCCAUCGGAGUGAUGGUGGACAAGCUGGAGCGCAAGGGCAAGCCGUACAGCCAGUGCACCAUGAACGGCUCGGACGUCCCCAUCCGAAACCUCUACAGCAGCUACAAUACAACCUACUCCAUCCAGGCGUGCCUUCGCUCCUGCUUCCAAGACCACAUGAUCCAAAACUGCAGCUGUGGCCACUACCUGUACCCACUGCCCCCUGGAGAGAAAUACUGCAACAACCAGGACUUUCCAGACUGGGCAUACUGCUACUCAGCUCUUCGGAGGAGUGUGAACCAGAGGGAGACCUGCAUCAGCAAGUGCAGGGAGUCUUGCAGCGACACCAAGUACAAAAUGACCAUCUCCAUGGCCGAGUGGCCUUCUGAGUCCUCAGAGGACUGGAUUUUCUACGUCUUGUCCAAGGAGCGGGAUCAAAGGGACCAAAGCAACAAUAGCUCUAUAAGCAGGAAGGGAAUUGUCAAGCUCAACAUCUACUUCCAAGAAUUCAACUAUCGUACCAUCCAAGAGUCACCAGCUAACAAUAUCGUCUGGCUGCUCUCCAACCUGGGUGGCCAGUUUGGCUUCUGGAUGGGGGGCUCAGUGCUGUGCCUCAUCGAAUUUGGAGAGAUUAUCAUCGACUUCCUGUGGAUCACCAUCAUCAAGCUCGUGGCUUUCUUCAAGAGCCUGCGGCAGAAGCAGGCCCACGCUCGCUACGCCGGGCCGCCGCCCACCGUGGCUGAGCUGGUGGAGGCCCACACCAACUUCAGCUUCCAGCCCGAUGUGGCUGACCCAGGGGUCUAUGUCAGUGGGCAGGCGCUGCCCAUCCCAGGCACCCCACCCCCCAACUAUGACUCCCUGCGCCUGCAGCCACUCGAUAUCAUCGAGUCCGACAAUGAGGGUGAUGCCAUCUAG